Molecule: messenger RNA, 3380 nt
Organism: Ornithodoros turicata
Lineage: Eukaryota; Metazoa; Arthropoda; Arachnida; Ixodida; Argasidae
Product: leucine-rich repeat-containing protein 15-like
Exons: 14
Coding region: 1102-2718 (538 amino acids)
Molecular function (GO): protein binding
Source: RefSeq, a predicted model, not a curated record
CGAACAGCAGUCGUGGACGAGACAGCACCAGCUAGGAAGCAAAUGACAUCGAAGGACACCCGAGUGGUUUGGUCCGAAUAUCAUGCUGUUCUAAUUGCACAUACUCCUUUGGUGUCAGUCGUUACUGGUACACUUGUGACGUUUAGUGGCUUGUGCUUUGUGACGUGCUGUGAGUGCGCGUGACUUGCGUUUACCGUGCGGUUUCGAAGGAACUGGGAGUGAUAUUAGCGAUUCGAAUGCUGCUCGACUUGGUGGACCACCACAACUUGCUGGACCAUAUAGACUAAAGGACAUCGUGCAGGUUUCUACAAGAACCAGCACACAAAGUUGAUAGGGCAGUUCUUCAGAAAAGCAAGCAGAAGUGGAGUGGCCAGCAAACUCACCGCAACGAUUCGAUGGGCUGGAGAAACUUCAUGAGGACAGAUGAAGACGUCAGCGCUAUGAACGUUUUCGGUGAGCUCGGAACCCUGCUGUCCACGUUCAAGGUUCGUACAAGGAUGUCGUUUCAAAAUAGCGAGACCGGAUGUUUAAAAAGGUUGAAAGGCUUAUUUUUGCAACAUGCCUCUAACGAAUGAUGAACAGCGAGAGGUGCAACACGAAGUACAGCUGGGGAAACCUGCGAAGAGCGGAUAUCUGUGGAGCCGGUCAAUGCGAAAUGGAUCGUGACACGAGGGGCAUUUGGGCUGGCAUGCUUGUGCGGUUCUUAGCCCGAGGGGUCUGCUUUGAAUGUGUUUGCUCUUUGCGUUUUGAUGUUCGGCGUGAAUUGAGUUCAACUUGGGAUCCUGAUACGCUGUCGACGUUCUGCAGUGCCCGUCAAAAAUAAUAUGAAAGGGAAGCUUACAAGUUCGGUUUGAUUUAUCCCAUCACUCUCGAGGGAUUACGAAGCUGUUCGGAUGAAGUAGACAAGACAUAUACAUGAAAGUGGCUGACAAAGGAGAAAGUACAGAGGGCGGCGCAACACUUGGAACAAAAAUGGGCACCAAUACCGGGCUCUCAGCGGUAAACAACUAAACAAAGAUGGGCUUACCUCCGGAUCACCUCUGGAUCGUCAGAUGAAAUGUCCUAAAAGAGACUUUAUCUAAACAAGGAUGUCCUCAUCGAAUGCGGCGAAAAUAUUUCGAAGACACACAGCUAUCUGACCUCCAGACAGACAUCACAAGCCGAGCUAUGCACUGCUUCCAAGUUUCCCAGCAUAUCAUCGCGCUCCUUUUCUACUUUGCGUGCCUGUGGACCGUUACCUUGGGUCGAUGCCCCAAUAAGUGCCUGUGCGAUGACGAAAGCCUCCGGGUCGUCUGCGACGCCUCAUCGCUUGAUGUCGUCCCUAUCACACUAAAUCCUGGACUCAAAGAGCUGAACCUCGUCAACAACCACAUCAAAAGCAUCAUGUCCAGCUUCUCCGUCUACAACAGUCUGAUUUACCUGGACGUUUCGAACAACCAACUUGUCACGCUCGGACGAGACAACUUCAAGGAGCAGAAGGAGUUGAAGGUACUCCUGCUUCAUCAGAACAUGAUUUCGCAGCUUGAAAACGAAACAUUCAAUGGACUAGGUAAACUGGAGACACUGUUCCUAAACGACAACUACAUUGAGGAUAUUCCUCCCGAUGUGUUCGUGCCACUCAAGAAGCUGGAAAAGUUGGACCUCUCCAGGAACCAUCUGACGAAGUUCAACGACUUCGCUUUUCGUGGGCUGGAAAACUUGAAGACACUUCUUCUGAGAGACAAUAAGUUUGUGACCAUACCGAGUAGAGCCUUUGUGCCGCUGAAGGGUCUACUCAGUUUGGACCUUGGCAUGAACAGCUUCGCCAACAUUCCCGAAGAAGCCUUCGUGUCCCUCAAGGAGUUGAGCGAGCUGUCCUUAGACGGCUGUGGGUUCAGGACAAUUCAAGUGGGCGCGUUUAAGACGCUGUCUUCGCUUAGAACACUACGUCUUCACGAUAAUGACCUCGAAGAGGUCCCCACGAGGACUUUCCAAGACAUCCCAAAGCUUGAGGUCUUGAACUUGGGACACAACAAGUUUCCGCGACUGCGCUCGAAGGCUUUCCAAUACCUCAGGUACUUGAGAACUGUCGAAAUUAGCGGUUCGCUGACGCUCCAGGCCAUCGACCGUGGCGCAUUCUCGGAGAAUGCCGAUAUCGAGUCGGUCAUUAUGACGCACAACCCAAACUUCAACUACAUCGACCCAGCAGCGUUCGAAGCUCUUGUGCAACUCAAGCAUAUCAACCUACGAGGGAAUGCGUUCGGGAGGUUCGACGCCUCUUUACUAGACUGGGACGAGUUGAAGUCGUUGGACCUCAGGGACAACCCUCUAGUCUGCAACUGUAGCGCCCUCUGGCUAUGGAGCCUUCUCAGGGACAGGAACUCUACGACGUCGCCGAUGACGUCCGAGACGUCUUUAGUCCGCUGUGGCGGCGGACCUUCGGGGCUGCAGGAGAAGUUCUUGCGGGACCUCAGCGCAGGCGACUUGGGCUGCUACGACGCGGACAUCAGGCGACAGAUCAUCAUAGGAGUGGUCGCUGCCGCAGCAGUUUCGUUCGCGGUCAUCGUCUUACUUGGGGUGAGGUUUCGCGAAAGGGUGGCUGGUGUUCUCAAGAGCAAGUGGGGCAGCGGUAGCAAGGAACCGCAGUACCACAAGACGAACGGGGAAGACGUGGACACAACCAUCUGCCACCAGGCGGCGCACCAGCCCUUGAAGAUGGUCCCGGUGACGGAACUGUGAUAGUGGCUUUCUUCUGCGACCUAUAGGAAUUAUCGAGUGAUACGUGCAGCUCCCGAGGAAGUGUCGCAAAGUUCGAUAGGGACAGAUAAACAUUUUAGUGCCAGUGGUGGUUGACGAGGCAACUCGUUGCAAAGACAGUUAUUUUCUAACAGAUAGACAGUGACUGGACACCUUUGUCGCCGACUUAUAGCGGUAGAACUUGGCCCGACCCGGAAGCUUUGUAAUAAUACCGCGCCGUCUCUUUUCAAAGUGAAAUAUGCGGACGGAGCUUUCAUUGUGUAAAUAUUCAGCAGCCCAAGGUUUAUUGUCUUAGCUCCUAGAGCCAUUCAGAUCCAGUGAAGAAGAAAUAUAAUGCAGGGCACGAGGGCAUUACAUUACUGAGCCUGUAAGAAAAUGGUUCGUAUAGAAAGAACGAACCGCGUGUACACUUUUGAAGAGAAGUCUCUUAUCUUUGGUUAAAUGGUUGUGUUUGUCCGGAAGCCGGACUUUUGACUGUUCUUCGAGCAGGGCGCUUGCGUUUUAUUUAUUUUUUUUUCUUAGAAGGUGCGUUUGUUAUUUUCUUUAUGCCAGAGAAAAGCUUGUCUUCCUGUUACCAGUCAGGUUACUACAUUCCUUCACAGGUUGUGUACGUGUUUGAGAAAUGAAGAGAGUUAUAAAUUGAA